This is a messenger RNA of Physcomitrium patens, 1929 nucleotides long. RefSeq lists its product as uncharacterized. Gene Ontology annotation, cellular component: chloroplast. The record is from RefSeq and is a predicted model, not a curated record. Gene Ontology annotation, molecular function: transaminase activity; pyridoxal phosphate binding; glutamate-1-semialdehyde 2,1-aminomutase activity. Gene Ontology annotation, biological process: tetrapyrrole biosynthetic process. Lineage: Eukaryota; Viridiplantae; Streptophyta; Bryopsida; Funariales; Funariaceae.
UUUCUUCGGGCUCGUCCAUCCUUCCUUCAUUUAUCGUGUUCCGCCAUCGCCUCCAUUAUCUCAACCCCAAGCAAACGAAUACUGUGUUUUGAUUGCAGCUGCUCCUGUCCGGUGCUGCUGGCUCGCCUCUCUCAUCUCGGCACUGCAACCAGUUUUGUUGACUCAGCCAGCAGCAAAGAGCAGGACCUUUGGCUAUGGCUGCACAGGCUGUUUCGGUGGGCACUGCUCUGGGUGCCCGGGAGUGGUCAGGGUUGAGGCCUGCCGAUCCAUUUAAGGCAGCCCCAGCGGCAGCCAGAGCUGAUACCCAGAUCGGUGUUUCGAAGAAGGGUCGUGUGGUUCAGAUGACGAUUUCUGUGGAGAAGAAACAAUUCACGACGAAGAAGUCCGAAGAGACCUUCGCUGCUGCCAAGGAGCUGAUGCCUGGAGGUGUCAAUUCUCCUGUUAGAGCAUUCAAGUCCGUUGGAGGACAACCAAUUGUCUUCGACCGAGUGAAAGGGUCCAAGGCCUGGGACAUCGACGGCAACCAGUACGUGGACUACGUUGGCUCAUGGGGACCUGCCAUCGUCGGUGCUUGUGACGAGCAAGUGAAUGAGGAGCUCAUUAGAACAUUGCAGAAGGGUACCAGCUUCGGAGCACCUUGUGUCUUGGAGAAUGUGUUGGCACAAAUGGUGAUUGAUGCAGUUCCCAGCAUUGAGAUGGUGCGGUUCGUGAACUCCGGAACUGAGGCCUGCAUGGGCAUGCUCCGUCUGGCCCGUGCAUACACCGGUCGUGAGAAGAUUCUCAAGUUCGAGGGAUGUUACCACGGACACGCGGAUUCUUUCCUGGUUAAGGCCGGAAGUGGCGUUGCAACUCUGGGCCUCCCAGACUCUCCUGGUGUCCCCAGCUCUUCUACCGCAUCGACUUUGACAGCAGCGUACAACGACCUGGAGGCGGUAAAAGAGAUCUUCGCGAAAUAUAAAGGACAGAUUGCUGCCGUUGUGUUGGAGCCCGUCGUGGGAAAUGCCGGAUUUAUUGUCCCGCGCCAGGAGUUCUUGCAAGGUCUCCGGGACCUUACAAAAGAGGAUGGAGCCUGUCUUGUCUUCGACGAGGUUAUGACUGGAUUCCGCAUCUCAUAUGGAGGUGCCCAACAGCAUUUCGGAAUCACACCUGAUAUCACCACUUUGGGAAAGAUCAUCGGAGGAGGGUUACCUGUAGGUGCCUACGGAGGAAAAAGAGAAAUCAUGCAGAUGGUUGCCCCAGCUGGGCCAAUGUACCAGGCCGGUACUCUAAGUGGAAACCCACUCGCAAUGACGGCUGGUAUUCACACACUCCGUAGGCUGCAACAGCCAGGUGCAUACGAACAUUUGGACAGGGUUACCGGAAAGCUCGUCCAAGGAAUCCUUCAAGCAGGGCGAGAUGCCGGGCACGAGAUUUGCGGUGGACACAUCAGUGGAAUGUUUGGAUUCUUCUUCUGUGCUGGUCCUGUGCACAACUUCGAAGACGCAAAGAAGAGUGACACUGCUAAGUUCGCUGCCUUCUUCAGGGGCAUGCUUGAAAGAGGGGUGUAUCUCGCUCCUUCCCAAUUCGAGGCGGGCUUUACUAGCCUCGCUCACUCUGAUGAGGACAUUGAGUUCACCAUUGCUGCUGCGAAGGACGUGUUGAAGUCACUUUGAAAGUAAAAUAGACCUAAUUCACUAAAUUCUCAGAGAACCACAAUUUAUUUUUGGCCGGAGGAGACUUGAGUUAGGAGUAUGUGAAGUGAAGGACAAAAUCCAAGAUGUCUACCCUAGUGCCUGUCAAUUAUAUUCAACAUCUACCUCAGAAGUGCUUUGCAAUUGUGUACCCCUAGGCUGUUUCGUUACGAACAGCGGAAGUCACCGUGUGAACUUCUCACUGUACACAAUGAUCCAGAUACUGCAAUCAUAACUUCCUCUGCGCCUUUACCUCGUA